AUCGUCCACGUGAUUUACUCUCGACUCCAUUCACGCAAGAUGGAGCUAUCAGAGUCGGUUCAGAAAGGACUGCAGUCUGCAGCAGACCCGUCUCUCUUCGACCUGAGGAGCUUCACGGUGCUGACAGACGUUACGUUCCGCAGCCUGCUCUCCGCCCAUGCGGAUCCCGGGGUUCUAGCUGAUCCUGGUCUGGAGAACAUUGACCGGGUUCUUGUAAAACGGUGUCACGCCGCUGCAGCCACUUGCAUACUUGAAAUGGUCAAACAAAACGCAGACAAAUCAACAAUAAGUUCAUGCCUUGAAGAUUUAACAUUUGACGCAGAGAGAAUAGAGAUAUUCUGGAAGUCGUACCAGAAUAAUAAAGAAGAACUGGAAGGUGUACUGACAAGCAUAGGGAGUCAACUUCCCCACAUCAACGACGUGUCGUGGCGAUUGCAGUACCACAUGAAGAACGGCCACGUCCAUAAAGUGAACGAGCCAUUCUACCUCCUUUCCUUGAACGUGGAGAACUCUGGCCUCGAGGGAUCUGCGAAGGAUAUUAACUUUAGCUGUACGGUAGAGCAGCUACAGGAUCUGGUGGGGAAAAUGAAGGACGCAGCAAAGAGUUUGGAGAAGGCGACUCAAAUGUGAGGUGCCUACAGCACCUGGUGGGAGAGACCUGAGGGACUGUCGCCUGGGCAGAGUUGUUUCGUGUCUCAUGGAUACACUGAAGUGGAAUGGUGUUAAUCCUAGAGAUAGGCCUACUUGUUUUAUUAUCUUCCUGUAUCAAUGCUUCACUGAAACCCAGCUGAAUAAUUUUCAUUCCCAGAGGUGAUGUAAAUAAAAACCUGUCAAUCAGA
Gadus chalcogrammus (walleye pollock) is the source of this 839-nucleotide messenger RNA. It is a transcript of the gene commd3, whose product is annotated as COMM domain containing 3. The transcript is spliced from 8 exons. The record is from RefSeq and is a predicted model, not a curated record. Gene Ontology annotation, biological process: sodium ion transport. The coding region runs from base 40 to 630 and encodes 196 amino acids. Lineage: Eukaryota; Metazoa; Chordata; Actinopteri; Gadiformes; Gadidae.